AUGAGCGAGAGCGCUCCCCCCUCCCCUCGAUGUCUGCUUGUAUCGCAAGACAACCACGGAUUUCUGUUGGUAGUGACCGGAUAUCCUUGCCCUGCACUACCGUUUCUCAAGAUGAAACAGUACAGCCCGUGGAAUAUAAACGAGAAGGAUCACACGGAAGAUCUGGCUAAGAUCAUCAACGGUGUUGCCCGGGCUUGA
Messenger RNA from Penicillium bovifimosum, 198 nucleotides. RefSeq lists its product as uncharacterized. The record is from RefSeq and is a predicted model, not a curated record. The transcript has 2 exons. Bases 1 to 198 code for a protein of 65 amino acids. NCBI's taxonomy places the organism in Eukaryota, Fungi, Ascomycota, Eurotiomycetes, Eurotiales, Aspergillaceae.